UGAAAGUAAAACUAACUGGAGGAACAUUGAUAGCGACGCAUUACGUAAACUACUAAACUUUGCUAAACAACAGAAUAUAUCUUCAGUGAUUGUAAGAGUUAAUCUUCACUCACAGGAGUGUCAACCUCCAGUGAUCCAAUGACUGAGAGGCUUCUGUGUUCAAUCUGUCUGGAUGUGUUCAGUGAUCCAGUCAGCACUCCAUGUGGACACAACUUCUGUAAGAUCUGUCUCAGUACACACUGGAACAACAGUCAAGACUGCAGAUGUCCAAACUGUAAUGAAACAUUCAAGCAGAGACCUGAUCUCAAGAUUAAUACAACACUCAGAGACGUUGUGGAUGAACAUAAGAAGAAAUGUCAUGAAGAACAAGCUGAAGUUGUGUGUGACAUCUGUAGUGAAGGAAAGCUGAAGGCUGUGAAGUCAAAGUCUUUACUUUUUACUUCACUGAAUUCAAAAUGUGCUCAUUCAGAUUGAACUGUUGAAAGCACAGACAGACGUGCAGCAGAUGAUCCAAGACAGAAUCAAGAAGAUUCAAGAUAUCAAACAUUCAGCAGAAUUUACAAGAUGAUCUCAUGCGCUCCGUUGAGAGAUGUCAGUCUGAACUGCUGGAGAUGAUGGAGGAGAAGCAGAAAGCAGCAGAGAAACAUGAUGAAGAUGUCAUUAAAGAUCUGGAGCAGGAGAUCACUGAACUGAAGAAGAGAAACAUUGAGCUGGAGCAGAUCUCACACACUCAACAUCAUCUACAGCUCAUACAGGAGAUACAUGUGAGAUCUCUGGUGUCUUUUUCUCAGGAGAAUCAACUGAAAACCUGCAGAGGUCAGCAAAAGUCUUCAAUUGCUCUUCAUUUAACGUCACUGCUGUUUGAUAGAAUCAGAUCUCAUCUGUGGUUCCUUGUGUCUGUGGGAAUCUCUCUGCUGAUGUUCUUCUACUUUUCUUCUUCCACUAUUGAGACUCUCAACAUUGAGAAACUUCAAGAAGCUGGUAGGUGAAAUGAAAUCCACUGGAGAAUAUCUUUUAUUUUUAAUUGUUGAAAAGAAACCACUUUAUUGUGAUAUUGUCUCAGGUUGUGUGUGUGUGUGUGUGUGUGUGCGUGUGUGAGCAUGUGUGCACGUGUGUGCGUAUGCAUGUGUGUUUAGGUUAGAAGGGUGUGGUUAGGGUUUUGUCUGUACAGUGAUGAAGUGGAUGCAGCAGUAUGCAGUGGAUGUGACUCUGGAUCCUGAUACAGCUCAUCCUGAACUCAUUCUUUCUGAUGAUGAGAAACAAGUGAGACAUGGAGACAAUUGGCUCGAUCCAUUACCCAAGGGGAUUUUAUGAAGAUCUCUGUCUUGGAAAAGGAGGGAUUCUCUUCAGAGUAAUUUACCCAAGACUGGUCAGAAUGCCUUGAGGCGUUAGCGAAAGUGAAACCAGCUGGAUGAACGAUACAGAGGCGUUCACUCAGUGAAAUAUCUGUCUUUCAACAAUCAAACGACACAACAUUUCUUCAGUCGUUGUAAGAGUGAACACAGCGGAUCCUCACUCACAGUGAUGUCAUCCUCCAGUGAUCCAAUGACUGAGAGGCUUCUGUGUUCAAUCUGUCUGGAUGUGUUCAGUGAUCCAGUCAGCACUCCAUGUGGACACAACUUCUGUAAGAUCUGUCUCAGUACAUACUGGAACAACAGUCAAGACUGCAGAUGUCCAAACUGUAAAGAAACAUUCAAGCAGAGACCUGAUCUCAAGAUUAAUACAACACUCAGAGACGUUGUGGAUGAACAUAAGAAGAAAUGUCAUGAAGAACAAGCUGAAGUUGUGUGUGACAUCUGUAGUGAAGGAAAGCUGAAGGCUGUGAAGUCGUGUCUGGUGUGUCAGAGCUCUUACUGUGAAACUCACCUGGAGCCUCAUUUGAGAGUGUCAGGAUUACAGAAACACAAACUGAUGGAUCCUGUGAAGAAUCUGCAGGAUUAUAUAUGUCAGAAACAUGACAGACCUCUGGAGCUCUUCUGUAGAGAUGAUCACACAUGUGUGUGUCUGUCCUGCGCUGAUGGAGAUCACAAGAACCACAACACUGUUCCUUUAAGAGAGGAAAAACAUCAGAAACACUUGAGUCGUCUGCAGAAGUCUUCAUCUGACGGUUCUUUUAAGUUCUGGUUCCUGGUUGUGGGACUUGUCCUGUGUUUGUUGUCUGCUUGUUUAAUUCAGGUUUACAAAGACAUGCAACGCCGUGAAGCUGAAACAUUAGAAAGACUUGAGUCAUCAAAAACGGAAAUCACUGAACUGAAUAUGAGAAACAGUGAGCUGGACUUAGACAUGCAACGCUGUGAAGCUGUGUUGAAGUGGAUGCAGCAGUAUGCAGUGGAUGUGACUCUGGAUCCUGACACAGCUCAUCCUGAACUCAUCCUGUCUGAUGAUGAGAAACAAGUGAGACAUGGAGGCAUUAGACAUAAACUCCCAGACAACCCAAAGAGGUUUGAUGGAUAUCCAAUUGUUCUGGGAAAGGAGGGAUUCUCAUCAGGGAGAUUUUAUUAUGAGGUUCAGGUGAAGGGAAAGACUCAAUGGAUUUUAGGAGUGGUCAGAGAAUCUAUUAACAGGAAGGAAUUCAUAACACUAACACCAGUGAAGGGAUUCUGGGCUGUGAUUAUGAUAAUCGAGAACUACUAUUUAGCUCUUGGUGAUCCCCCUGUCUCUCUGUCUCUGAGUGUAAAGCCACUGAAGGUGGGUGUGUUUGUGGAUUAUGAGGAGGGUUUGGUCUCCUUCUAUGAUGUGGACAACAGAUCUCAUAUCUACUCUUUCACUGAUCAAUCCUUCACUGAGAAACUCUAUCCAUAUUUUUGUCCUGGUCUGAAUGAUAAAGGUAAAAACCCAUUGAUCAUCACACCUGUCAUAAAAUAAACAAUUGCUUUUCAUAAUUAAAAAUAAAAAAUGAAGCCUGUCUUUUUUGGAUGACAAUAAAAUGUAUUUUACACUUGCAGCUGUUAUUCAGUUUUUUUAUGUGCAGUAAAUGGGUAGUCGACACAUGACAGUUCUUUAAUCAGUUGUCAGUCAUCAAGAUUUUACAUUAAAAUGUAUAUG
Triplophysa rosa is the source of this 3045-nucleotide messenger RNA. RefSeq names its product E3 ubiquitin-protein ligase TRIM39-like. Lineage: Eukaryota; Metazoa; Chordata; Actinopteri; Cypriniformes; Nemacheilidae. The record is from RefSeq and is a predicted model, not a curated record. The transcript has 13 exons. The coding region runs from base 1525 to 2865 and encodes 446 amino acids. Gene Ontology annotation, molecular function: protein binding; zinc ion binding.